Rhea pennata is the source of this 759-nucleotide messenger RNA. It is a transcript of the gene CIMAP1B, whose product is annotated as ciliary microtubule associated protein 1B. Lineage: Eukaryota; Metazoa; Chordata; Aves; Rheiformes; Rheidae. The record is from RefSeq and is a predicted model, not a curated record. Gene Ontology annotation, cellular component: cytoskeleton. The transcript is spliced from 5 exons. Bases 1 to 759 code for a protein of 252 amino acids.
AUGUCGGCUGAGGCCUGGGUGGGGACCUGGAGGCCCCACCGGCCCCGGGGGCCCAUCGCCGCCCUCUACACCAGCCCUGGGCCCAAGUACCAGCUCCCCACCAACGUAGGCUACCGGCUGCACGACCCGAGCCGCCGGCGGGCGCCCGCCUACAGCCUGGGGGUACGCGCGGGGCGGCCGGCGGCCGGCUGCUCGCCGGGGCCGGCGCACCUGGUGCCGGCGGGCUGCACGGCGCGCGGCCGCAGCGCCGGGCCCGCCUGCUCCGUCCUGGGCCGCCCGCGCGACCCGCCGCCCUUCCGCACCCCGGCGCCAGGCCGCUACCGCCCGGAGAUGGCGGCGAGGUGGACGCUGCCCUCGGCCCCCGCCUGCUCCCUGGGCUCCCGCACCAGGGGCUUCGCCGGCGACCAGACGCCCGGCCCCGCCGCCUACGGGCUGCCCCCCAUGCUGGGCCCCCGCGUGGUGGGCAAGGCCUCGGCGCCCAACUUCUCCAUGCUGGGCCGCAGCGCCGCCGGCAGCUUCUACGCCGACCUCAGCAAGACGCCGGGACCCUGCAGCUACCGGGUGGUGGAGGCGGACGUGUACAAGCGGCGGGCGCCGCGGUUCAGCAUGCUGGCGCGCAACGCGCCCCCGGGCGACGGCACGCGCGAGCCCGGCCCCGGCGCCUACAGCCCGCGGUGGCCGGGGCGGCCGCGCGGCGUCACCUUCGGCGUCCGCCACUCCGACUACCUGGCGCCGCUGCUCGCCGAGCCGCCGGAGUAG